UAAUACUUCAAACUAACGAAAUUCAUUAACAAAAAUUAUUGUUUAUUACCCGCAUUAUUGUAGUGAGAUUUAAUUUGGAUGGUGUUGAUUUAGAUGGGAAUAGUCCAUCGCUUGUUCCAAAAUCUCAAGAUCAGCAGCUGACAAGAGGGAUUCUUGAAACACACGGUUUUCUUUCUUUUCUUUUUUCUUAUUUUUUUUUCGAUUUCUUUUUCUUAUUUUUGGGUUUUGAUUUUUAUUGGGUCGGGGUGGAAUUUUAAAGUUGGCUGCAUUAGGGUUUCUUUUCUAGCCUCUCUUCUUUAUUUGUUUUUAUUGUUCAACAAUAAUAGAUUUCGUUUCGUUUCAAAGCCGCGGUCUUUGUUGAUUUAGGGGUUGUUGGGAUUUGCUCAAUUUCUUCGUCUUCGUGGUGAGUUUUUUCUUGAUUUCUGAUCUGGGUUUCGUCUCGCUGUUAAUUUCUGCUUAUUCGCGGGUGUGCCGAGGUUUUUCUGUUAGAGAAUACGAAGUUUUUCCCCCUCUUUUUGUUUCGACGUACUUCUGAUAUCCGGAAGUUGUUUGGGUAUUUCUGAUUUUGUAAUGUGAAGUUCGUUUUCGGCGGAUCAGGCCUUGAAUUUUGCGGGUAUUUUAGGGAAAAGCUCCAACUUUGGUGGAAUAAUUGAAGUGAACUGCAUUCAUCAUGUGCGUAUCAUGACGCUUCAAUUUGUUUUUGAAGUGAAGAGGAGAAGAUAAAUUGUUCAAAAUUAUUCUAACUAUAAGGUUCUUCUCUCCAAGAGCAAGAGGAAGUAGUAUUUUUUGGAUAUGUUCCACACCCAAGGAGCUUUGAAAAAUACUUGCAAUCUCCUUGCCGUAUUAAGUGCUGGAACGGCAGAACAUAAGCAGAAGUUGCAGGAUGUUACAGAGAAGGGAAGGUUCCCAUUCCCUGAGCUUGUUUCUUCGGGGCGAUUGGAGGUCCAAACACUGAAGAAUCCAACUGGGGAUGAAUUUUGUAAAGUUUUGGAUUCAUGGCAGCCGAAUCUUGUGUACUUACAAGGAGAGCUGCUCAAUGAUGAAGUUGGAUCCCUUGUUUGGGGAGGGCUGGAUUUAUCUUCUGCUGAAGUCUUGUCCGGACUUUUCUCGACAAUGCCAACUACAGUUUAUUUGGAGGUGCCAAAUGGAAGAGCGCUGGCUGAGUCUCUUCAUGCUAAGGGAAUUCCUUACGUGAUAUAUUGGAGACAUUCAUUUCCAUGCUAUGCGGCAAGCCAUUUUCGUCAUGCAUUGUUCUCUGUGGUUCAGAGCUCAUCGUGCCAUACUUGGGAUGCUUUUCAAGUUGCGAGUGCAUCCUUUCAGCUACAUUGUCUACGGAAUGGUCACGCCCUCGCUGAAUGCAGCCAAAAUGUUGGUGAUGAAUUUGGCCCUAGUCUUCUUGGGGAGCCUCCAAAGAUCAGUGUAGACAUUCCUGAGGUGGAGCCUGCGGAUGAUGAAGAAAGCUCCUCUGGUUUUCUUCCUGCAAUAAAGAUAUAUGAUGAUGAUGUGACUAUGAGGUUUCUUAUUUGCGGAGUUGCAAGCUCAUUGGAUUCGUGUUUGCUAAAAUCUUUGGAGGACGGCUUGAAUGCACUCCUCUGUAUUGAAAUGCGGGGGAGCAAACUUCAUAACCGAGUGAGCGCUCUUCCCCCACCACUUCAAGCUGCCACGUUUUCUCGUGGUGUUGUGACAAUGCGGUGUGAUUUGUCCACAAGCAGCUCAGCCCACAUUUCUCUGUUGGUCUCAGGGAGUGCUCAAACAUGUUUUGAUGAUCUGCUAUUGGAAAAUCAUAUAAAGAGUGAAAUAAUUGACAAUACUCCAUUAGUUCAAGCACCGCAAAAUUCUGACGAGAACAAACCACCCAUAACUGAACCUCGGCGAUCUGUCUCUGUAGCUUGUGGAGCAGCAGUAUUUGAAGUCCACGUGAAGGUUCCCCAAUGGGCCUCACAGGUCUUGAGACAACUAGCACCUGAUGUUUCAUAUCGUAGUUUUGUUGCCCUUGGAAUUGCCGGUAUCCAGGGAUUAGCUGUUGCUUCAUUCGAGAAGGAAGAUGCUGAACGGCUUCUUUUUUUCUGUGGAAACCAAGGAAAGAAAGAUGAUUUCAAGAAUCUAAAAAUCAGUUCUCCUCCUCCCUGGUUAAGGCCUCCCCCUCCAAGUCGAAAAAGGCCAUCUAUUUUCCAAGAAACAAACUCAAGCUCACUUAAUGGUUUUGCUCCAAAUCAAGUUUUUCUGAAGAAGGAAGAUAACGAGAAUGCAGAACCCUCAUCAUCAAAUGGGAUUAGCAUGCCACAUUCAACUCCUCGACAAAGGAUUCGAAUAGCAGCCCUGAGGCCCAUUCCUCAUAUCCGUCACCAGAAGAUGCUUCCAUUUUCAAGAAUCUCAGAUGUUGAAAAGCAUGACGGAAGCCAGGUUAAGGCUACUCCACCAAAUCCUGCAAAACAUAGUGGUGCUGGAGGAUCAGCUCCAGUAACACAUCGCAAAGCAACUUCUAGUUCGUACCAAGCUAAGCAGGUCAUAUCUUUAAAUCCCCUUCCUCUAAAGAAGCAUGGUUGUGGGAGAAGCCCACUGCAUGUGUGCUCUGAGGAGGAGUUUCUAAAUGAUGUGAUGAAAUUUCUCAUCCUUCGAGGACAUAACCGUCUAAUUCCUCAAGGUGGACUUCCUGAGUUUCCCGAUGCCAUACUCAAUGCUAAGCGGCUUGAUCUUUUCAACCUCUACCGGGAGGUGGUCACAAGAGGAGGUUUUCAUGUGGGCAAUGGCAUCAAUUGGAAAGGACAAGUUUUCUCGAAGAUGCGCAAUCACACUGCGACCAAUAGAAUGACGGGUGUUGGAAAUACAUUGAAAAGGCACUAUGAGACUUACUUGUUGGAGUAUGAAUUGGCUCACGACGACGUGGAUGGGGAGUGCUGUCUAUUGUGCCACAGUAGCGCACCGGGAGAUUGGGUGAACUGCGGGUUAUGUGGGGAGUGGGCGCAUUUUGGUUGCGACCGGAGACCUGGCUUGGGCGCCUUCAAAGAUUACGCGAAAACAGAUGGACUAGAGUACAUAUGCCCUCAGUGCAGUGUUUCAAAUUACAAGAAGAAGGUGCAGAAAACAUCCUCGUCAUCGGCGGCAGUGCCUACAACGGCGGCGGCAGCAGGGACAGGGAAUGGAUUCUCAUGAGGGUUUGGGUAAAACAAUGUAUGUACAACAAGGAAAGGAAAUACAUUUGUAAUGUUGUUAGAGAGAAAGAGAGAGGAAGAGGGCUUUGAUUUAACAUAAAUAUAUGUAGCAAGCAAGGUAAGGAAGUAGGGGGAGGGAGGGAGCAUUGAAUGCCGUUGAGCAAUCUGAUUUAUAAAAAUAUAUAUAAUACUACUAGUUACUAGUUAGUUACAA
This is a messenger RNA of Andrographis paniculata, 3366 nucleotides long. Its product is annotated as AT-rich interactive domain-containing protein 4. Gene Ontology annotation, molecular function: DNA binding. The transcript has 15 exons. Bases 793 to 3153 code for a protein of 786 amino acids. The record is from RefSeq and is a predicted model, not a curated record. NCBI's taxonomy places the organism in Eukaryota, Viridiplantae, Streptophyta, Magnoliopsida, Lamiales, Acanthaceae.